CCGCCCGCGCUGCAGCUGAGGACGAAGAUCGCUUGGAGCCAAAUCUUGUGUAUGUUGUUUGUCUCUUUCAAUACACUGCCCUGACUUGCUUGCUGUGAAGGGAGUAUGCAUCUGGAGAUCAAAGUUGCUCUGAACUUCAUCAUCUCGUACCUGUAUAACAAGCUUCCCCGGAGGCGGGCAGACCUGUUUGGUGAAGAGCUAGAACGCCUGCUGAAGAAGAAAUAUGAGGGCCACUGGUACCCGGAAAAGCCUCUGAAGGGUUCUGGCUAUCGCUGCGUCCACAUCGGGGAAACGGUGGAUCCGGUGGUGGAACUGGCAGCCAAACGGAGCGGGCUGGCCGUAGAGGAUGUGCGGGCCAAUGUGCCUGAAGAACUGAGCGUCUGGAUCGAUCCUUCUGAGGUCUCCUACCAGAUUGGCGAGAAAGGGUCUGUCAAGGUCCUGUAUCUGGAUGACAGUGAGGGCUGCAGUGCAGCUGAGCUGGACAAGGAGAUCAAGAGCAGCUUCAACCCUGAUGCCCAGGUGUUUGUCCCCAUUGGUAGCCAGGACAACUCCUUGUCCAACUCGCCAUCGCCAUCCUUUGGCCAGUCACCCAGCCCCACCUUCAUUCCCCGCUCUGCCCAGCCCAUCACCUUUACCACUGCCACGUUUGCUGCCACAAAGUUUGGCUCCACCAAGAUGAAGAAGGGUGGGGGUGGGGGAGCAGGAGCUCAACAGCAGCAGCAGCAAAGGAUGGCCAGGUCACCCACCAACAACCUGCUGAAGCACAAGGGCCUCUCCCUCUCUAUGCAUUCUCUGAACUUCAUCGGGGGCGGGGGGAGUCAAGCUCCUCAGUCGCAGCUCUCCCCCAAUGCCAAGGAGUUUGUUUACAAUGGCGGAUCAUCCGGAGCCAGCGGCCUCUUCUUUGAGGGUGUCACCAACGAGAAUCAGGGCGGCAGCAUCCCACCGGCCUCCCAGUUCAACACUAGCACCAGCGGCGGCAGCAGCUUUGACAUGGCUCAGGUCUUCAGCAGCAGCAGCAACAGCCUCUUUCUGGAGAAGUCUCCCUUUGUGGAAGGACUCAGCUACAACCUGAACGCCAUGCAGUAUCCCAGCCAGUCUUUCCAGCCUGUCGUCCUGGCCAACUGACCGGGAGGAAGGAGAGUAUUUGGGGAAAACAAGAAUUAAAAAAAAAAAA
Molecule: messenger RNA, 1174 nt
Organism: Terrapene triunguis (Three-toed box turtle)
Lineage: Eukaryota; Metazoa; Chordata; Testudines; Emydidae
Gene: TOB2
Product: transducer of ERBB2, 2
Exons: 2
Coding region: 106-1125 (339 amino acids)
Biological process (GO): regulation of gene expression
Cellular component (GO): cytoplasm; nucleus
Molecular function (GO): transcription corepressor activity
Source: RefSeq, a predicted model, not a curated record